AUGUUCUUCUCAACUCUAACUAUUGCCACAGCCCUAGCUGGGUUGCUGGCCACAGCCAGCGCGAAGGGCAUCAACUGCCAAGGCAGCGGCCUUUGUCCCGGAAAUAAAGGCUUACUGAGCCAAGCUCUGACGCAGCUGCGUACUAAAGACCAGAACCAGCAGUGGUCUCAGAACGAGAAGCUGAUCUGCAUCGAGUCUUCCAUCACUAUUGGGAAGCCGAACCUGUGCAUCUUCUACCAGAAUAUUGGCGACCGCAAGUUCACCACCGCGCAGUCUAUUCAAUACAUUGAGGGUUUACUGAACCACGGCUGCCAGGCUUGCGGUAGUAUCCCUACGGAUGACGGCAACGACGUCUCCAAAGGCGAGCUUACAGCCAACAUGGUCGCCUCCGGCAACCAGAAGCGCGCCAUCGACGCCGACGCCAAGCUGACAAAGCGUCGCGACGUAGAGCAUCCCUCCCAAUUGUUCCGCCGCCAGGGCAUCAACUGUAACGGAGGAGCUGCAUGCCGUCUAGGUGGCCUCGCUGGUACUCCCAGAGGGAAAAUCUCGGACCUGUACGACACCAUUUCUGCUGGAAACGGUAUUUUUAGAAACGGUGAACAGAUCGAAUGUAAGCCGCACGCAAGCGGCCGCCUCUGUGCCUUCUACCAGAACAUCGGCAAUCGUUCUUUCAAUACUCAGCAGACUCUAGAGUACCUUAACCGCCUGCUCGAACACGGCUGCGAGGUCUGUGGAAGUGUACCAACCGACGAUGGCAACGACGUUUCCAAGGGCGAGCUGACUGUCAACUACGUGGCCUAA
Fusarium oxysporum Fo47 is the source of this 801-nucleotide messenger RNA. Its product is annotated as killer toxin Kp4/SMK. The record is from RefSeq and is a predicted model, not a curated record. Gene Ontology annotation, cellular component: extracellular region. The coding region runs from base 1 to 801 and encodes 266 amino acids. The transcript has a single exon. NCBI's taxonomy places the organism in Eukaryota, Fungi, Ascomycota, Sordariomycetes, Hypocreales, Nectriaceae.